Molecule: messenger RNA, 1273 nt
Organism: Gopherus flavomarginatus (Mexican gopher tortoise)
Lineage: Eukaryota; Metazoa; Chordata; Testudines; Testudinidae
Product: cathepsin K-like
Exons: 7
Coding region: 1-1008 (335 amino acids)
Biological process (GO): immune response
Cellular component (GO): lysosome
Molecular function (GO): cysteine-type endopeptidase activity
Source: RefSeq, a predicted model, not a curated record
AUGCUGACACUGGGCAGUGUUUUACUGCUUAUGGUAGCAGCAUCUGUUGCCAGCAUAGGCAAGGAUCCUACCCUUGAUUCAGACUGGGAACGCUGGAAGACAAUCUACCAAAAGCAGUACAGCAGUGAGGAGGAAGAGCUUUCUAGGCGCUUGAUCUGGGAAAAAACCCUGAAAAUAGUUACAGUUCAUAACCUGGAAGAGUCAAUGGGAAAGCAUUCAUACACAAUGGCCAUGAAUGGCUUUGCAGACAUGACAUCUGAGGAAGUAACGGCUACAAUGACAGGGCUCAGGGUAUCCGACUCAGAAAUGGAUAACCUCACAGCUGAUUGGCCUCAAGAAAGUAUUCAGGAUCAGGCCCCAGACUGCAUAGAUUGGAGGAAGAGCGGUUAUGUCACCAAUGUAAAGAACCAGGGAUCUUGUGGUUCUUGUUGGGCUUUCAGUGCCGUGGGGGCCUUGGAAGGACAACUGAAGAAGAAAACAGGGCGUUUGGUGUCACUUAGUCCCCAGAACCUAGUAGACUGCUCCUGGAAAUAUGGCAACCAUGGUUGCCAUGGAGGCUUUAUGACUAGUGCCUUCAGAUAUGUUAUAAACAACCAUGGCAUUGACUCAGAAACGUCGUACCCAUAUGAAGGUCGGGACAAUCAUUGCCGUUAUAAAACUUCUGGACGGGCUGCCACCUGUGUCAGCUAUAAAAAAAUACCUAAAGGAAGUGAAACUUAUCUUGAAAGAACAGUGGCUUCAGUGGGACCAAUAUCUAUUGCUAUAGAUGCAAGUUUGAGAUCCUUCCAACAUUACCAUAGUGGUGUGUACUAUGACUCAAAAUGCAGUUCUUCACAUAUAAACCACGCCGUUCUUGUUGUGGGAUAUUGUGUGGACAAAGGUGUGCCAUAUUGGCUUGUCAAAAACAGCUGGGGAACCAGAUGGGGUGAUCACGGUUAUAUCCGGAUGGCAAAAAACAGAGGCAACCUUUGUGGAAUAGCUUCAUUUGCCAGCUACCCAGUGAUGUGAAAAAUAGACUUAAUCCUGGCUGGCAGAAAUGAAGAGUCAAACAUACUUUAAAAUUAAUUUUGUUCUGAGUUCCCCAAAAAACUGUAGUCUUCAAUAAGUCCUGUCUUGAAUCAUACAAAUUUGAUGGACCCCAAACAAUCUGUUAAAUGCAAGAACAAAAAAAACUACUGUAAGAAUCACUGCUUGCUAUAAAACUUCAUGAGUGCUAGCCCUCUUGGCAUAUUGCUUCCAUGUUCCCUAACCAGCCUGGAGCAGCGUAAAAAAA